AUGGUGUGCUUGGUGAAGUACACUUUAACGUCGCGUGCGGGCGGAGACGUGUGAAGUGGAGAGACUUGAAACAUGAGACAAUUCAGCUCAUCAGUCAGCUUCAAGACUUUGCUGCUCAUCAUUUGGCGAGUGUGCAACGUCCUCAUGUGCUUAUUCUUUGGCCUUGCAACUUACGUGCAGAUCAACGACCCGGACGCUGCCUUGUGGAUGGUCGGUUAUGGCGUCCCUGCACUCCUCUGUGCACUCAUUGGCCUCCAACACCAAGUGACUGAGACGUUGCCAUGGAGACGCGUAGCUGACCUCCACAUGACGAUGUGCUGCGGAGUCGUUGUGAUGAUGGGAUGGAAACUUUAUAAAGAGAACCCGGUAGAUAUCUUCCAGCAGGAGGAGGGCAGAGAGAUUUCUGGUCUCAUGUUGACAGUGGUGUGGCUUCUCCUGUGUCGCCACUCUGGAAGGUCCACGGUGGGGAAGCUGAGAGUCUCUGCAGGUGUCCUCAUCACCAUCUUUCCCUUUGUGUGUUGGUAUCACGUACACAACAAGAACAGGUCCGACUGGCCAACGCACUGCAGAACUGCAAUUUAAGAGCAAAUUCAAAGGAAGACUUUGGCUGCUGUUUGACUGACAAUCGUAGACCAAUAAGACCAAUAAGACUGUUUGAUGAAAACAAGCAACUUUGACAGUUUGCAUUAGAUUUUGUGCUGUGUUAUAAUUUUUU
Dunckerocampus dactyliophorus (ringed pipefish) is the source of this 715-nucleotide messenger RNA. It is a transcript of the gene tmem220, whose product is annotated as transmembrane protein 220. The coding region runs from base 73 to 582 and encodes 169 amino acids. The record is from RefSeq and is a predicted model, not a curated record. The transcript has 6 exons. Lineage: Eukaryota; Metazoa; Chordata; Actinopteri; Syngnathiformes; Syngnathidae.